AAGAAAGCAAGUGAUGUUUUAAUUUUUUAUUUGAUAUAAUCAGACGUUAUGUAUUGUGCCGAAUAAUGCUGGUUGAGAAAAUCUCGAAAAAUAAAAAAUUAUAUAAAUUGAAUAUUUCUGACUCAUCAAUAUUAAACGACAGAAAUGGAAAAAACUAUUGAAGAUGUGUGCGAAGAACUCGACAAGUUAAGCCUAAGAUCAUUGGAACUAAUGGAGAAAAGAGUGUCAGUGAAUAUCGAACUGGAAAAACUAAUUCGUGAAGGUCAUAUAGAAUUGGCAAAAGCCCGUUACAUACGUGGGAAAGAAUCAAUAGGAAUUCUACAAGUACCUCAAGACGGUCAAGUUGAUUCCCUUUUUGAAUUGGAAAGAAAUUUGAUCGAAAGAAGAGGCAAAGAUUUACCCAAUUUCGAUAUAAGCUUAAAAGCAUCAAAGACAAAUGGAGAAAAAUCGUAUGAUCCUAUCAAGUGGUUUGGUGUUUUGGUUCCACAAAAUUUAAAGAGCGCACAAAAAAGAUUUCAAGAAUCUUUGUAUUUUGUUGUUGAAGCUGCUAAUAUUAAUUCCGAACUUGAUUCUAUUCCUAACGAACUGGAAGCCCUUCGAACACUGAAAAAAAAUCUAACUAAAUAAUUAUUUUUUUGAUCGAUUACUGCCAUGUCCGAUACGAACAAUGUUUAUAAUAAUAAAUAAAAAGAAAAUUACCACUAAACAA
Venturia canescens is the source of this 709-nucleotide messenger RNA. RefSeq names its product coiled-coil domain-containing protein 115-like. The coding region runs from base 145 to 627 and encodes 160 amino acids. Gene Ontology annotation, biological process: vacuolar proton-transporting V-type ATPase complex assembly. The transcript is spliced from 2 exons. The record is from RefSeq and is a predicted model, not a curated record. NCBI's taxonomy places the organism in Eukaryota, Metazoa, Arthropoda, Insecta, Hymenoptera, Ichneumonidae.